Molecule: messenger RNA, 2469 nt
Organism: Fonsecaea pedrosoi CBS 271.37
Lineage: Eukaryota; Fungi; Ascomycota; Eurotiomycetes; Chaetothyriales; Herpotrichiellaceae
Exons: 3
Coding region: 1-2469 (822 amino acids)
Source: RefSeq, a predicted model, not a curated record
AUGCCGCAUUUGCACGACGCUGCUCUCUUGUGGGCUGCACUCGUCAACAGGAAGGACCAUGCAUUUCUCGUUCGAGAAGCCCUCGGUCGCCUAUGGUCAAGGAGUCUUCCGGGCUCGCAAGUCGUCGAUGAAGCUUACAUCAAGGACAUGAUCCUUCUGAAAACCAUCAUUGACAUCCAACGUUCCCGCAUCCGCUCCGACCCGCCGAGCCGAUUCAUUCUCUCAAUCAAUGACAUUCUCGAUUGUCUGGACUGUCUUUGUCAGGCCGGAGCAGCAUUACUCCACAGUUCUCAAGUCAACAGCACAGGUCGUGGAGUUCUAGAGCUUUCUCAACGGGUUUUCUUCUCGGGAGUCCUGGCAGUUACUCUCACCAUUGAGCGAGAAGACAAUCGGAUGACGACAACAAGACAGCAAGUCUCUAGGCUUGAAAUGUGCAUCGAUAAAUGGCCCUUGAAAGUUCUGUGUGGGCUCGCAGGAGACUGGUGCAUGGCCAUCCUCAAAGGCGCAGUUAAAGACCUCCUGGGAAGCACGAAUACUGACAGCUCUUGUGGCGGACAUUUCGUCCUGGAUGCAACCGACUGCGACAAUUUCGCCUUCACGUUCGAUCUGUCAACGCGUGUACCUCAGGCCGUUGCAUGUGUUGCCAGAGCAUGUGUAUACGGGUACCGCAGUGCCCUACUUCUGGCCGACAUAAGAUUGAUGCUGAUCGCCGCAUGCUUCGGAUGCGCGAAGAAUGAUUCUAACCCCGAGCUUUCAACCGACUCUUCGGAAAGUGCCAUACGAAACCUUGGCUCAACACCCGUCACGGACGAGCUCAAUACAGUGCUUGAGCAGUGCAAAACUCUUGAUGCAUACUGUGAAGACCUACAGAGCGCCGACGAAGGACGGUCUCUGUCGAACUUUCUGACCUACAUUGAGCCUUGGCCCUCUUCCAGCGAAAAUGCCGAAAUCGUCAAUUGGAUGGGCCGUGCCAAUGGUGCUCAGGCAGUCUCAUCGAAUAUGAGUACACUAUCAGCUCAUUAUCUACAGAUCGUUGAGGACCUCGAGCAUAGGAACUUGACUGUCGUUAACGCGGACGCGCCUCUACUGCGGGUCUACAACCACCUGUCUGAGCAGGUCCGAACGUGGACCUCGUUGCCGGUCGAUAACGCCCCGUCACAAGAGCUUGAGGUUCCAGAUAGGAUGUUUUCACAAGGUACGUAUGUUCUAAGCUGCAGUGAUCUGCAUCCCAUCGGAUUCAAGAUGCUCGCAGACUGUAUCGUGUCCAGUGGCAGACAAGUACCCGAACCCAGUCAACACAUAAUCGACGUCUAUUUCGAUUGCCCCUUUCCCCAUUCAGACAACAGCACUGUCCGAAAAGCCAGGAGAAUUGCUCCGCUGUGUGAAAUCUACGAGCCUCUGCAAAGAAUGGUCGCACCGGAGGUCGAAUUGGAGGAAUCUGCGGACAAUAGGGUGAAUACACCCCUGGCCUCCGACCAACUAUCGGCGGCGCGUCCAGUCAGGAAUCAAGAAGCGCUUUUGCUGGAUCAAGCCAGUAUAAGGUCAUACCCACGAGCUCCUGCACCUCCAACCCCGUCAAUACCCUCUCUUUACCCCUCUUCCGUGAGCCUAGGAUCUUUCACAGACAAGACUUCAUCCCUCACACCUUCAGCAAUGGCCAAGAUGGGUAUACACAAGCGCAGCAAAUCCCACAUGCUUCAACAUAGCCCUCACUUACAGUCCGCACUGAGUCCAGACGCUUCAAACUUGAUUGUCUGGGCUCGAAACAGGAUAGCGCGCUGGGCGUUGGAUGGUGAUAACCCUCAUUGGCAAGGUGAAAAGGUCAUGCAUGACAUUACAUUAGCGGCCACCGGUGCCUCUCACUUUGCCACCGUCAAUCAGGAGAAUUAUCAACCUUUGCAGUUGUCUCUUUUUGAUGCUACCGGUGUGUCGGUGGGGAAAAUGCCCUUCACCAAGAUUCCACAAAGCCUGGCCUUUUCCUAUGACGGAACCAAGCUAGCUAUCGCAACAAUCGACGAAUUGCGGAUCAUCUCAACACACAUAGAGAAUUGGUCACGCUCCUAUUGCAGUCAAUCACUGAUACCACGAUCAAAUCAUGCGAACGAGAGUGAGAAUGCGGGUUCGGCUUUCUGGGCAACCGCAAAAGUGCGCACGCAGAUGUUAUCGUUUUCGACAGAUCAGCGGCAAGUCCUUGUAGGAACACAGUAUCAGGAUGAGGCAGGAAGUACUCUAUUCUCGCUUUUCGACAUCCCUGACCACCCCAACGGGAAAAUUCCCCAUCCAUUUCGCUUUGUUAAGGAUAUAAAAGUGGUAAGAGACGGCUUAUCCUUCCCAGCGCGAAAGCGCUCUAACAUUAUAGACAAAACUGACCACAGGUCAGGAAUCACUAGACCCCGGGUUGACGGCACUGCCGUGUCUUCACAGUUCUGGACAGACAACACUAAUCGUCGGGACAGCCUCUGCUCAUAG